Solanum pennellii is the source of this 3629-nucleotide messenger RNA. Its product is annotated as U-box domain-containing protein 4-like. The transcript is spliced from 7 exons. Bases 844 to 3303 code for a protein of 819 amino acids. The record is from RefSeq and is a predicted model, not a curated record. NCBI's taxonomy places the organism in Eukaryota, Viridiplantae, Streptophyta, Magnoliopsida, Solanales, Solanaceae. Gene Ontology annotation, molecular function: ubiquitin-protein transferase activity; protein binding. Gene Ontology annotation, biological process: protein ubiquitination. Gene Ontology annotation, cellular component: cytoplasm; nucleus.
AAAUACAUACAUAUGUCUCAAGUGUCAACAACACACACACAAAAAAAAGUCUUUUUCAAAUGUUUCAUUUGCAAGUGAUAGUCAAAGUCAAACUAAAGUUGAAGUGCAAUGUCUGUCACCAUUUUCAAAAUUCCUUCAACCCCAUGAUGAGAACCUAAACCCCCCACCCCUACCCUCACCCCGCAAGCCCAAACUCUCAACAAUUCUCGUGCAAUUGCUGUACCUUUUAGCUUUUCCCAACUCUUUGCUCAAAUCUGGAUCUGAUUCAUACAAAUUAGUGCAAAUAUUCAAGCUGUAAAGCAGUGAUAACAAAGAAUCUCAAGUGGGGUUUGUAAAAGCUUUAAUUUUUGGCUUAGCAUCAAGGUCAGGGUAUGGUGAAAUAGAGCUUCAUUGGGUUGUCAAAAAGGAAGAAAUUGGAAAAAGAUUGUAUUUUUAAUGCUUUGAGGUUUAAGUGUUCUUCUGAUGCAUUGAAGCGGCAGCUCAACAAAGAUUGUGGAAGAUAAAGUAAUCGAAUGUUUUAUCCAGAAAGAUCCUGGAAAUUCGGUAGGAGUAGAAAUAUAAUAACUUGAUAUGAAAGAUUCUUGGUGCUGGUAAAUAGUAAGUGAAUCUAAUGUUGAUGGAUACUCAUGGUAAGUUGGUCAGCGGAACGGAGGUUUGCUGAAUAAAUAUAUUGUUCUAACUUGAGUAAUUGAAGGGGAGUUUUGACGAAACUGGUAAAGUAGUUGCCUUGUGACCAGGAGGUCACGGGUUCGAGCCGUGGAAACAACCUCUUUAAAAAAUGUAGAACAGGUUCUGUGCUCGUGUCAAAUCAGUUAACUGAGGAUUACUAAGUGAACAGGUGCAAUGGAGAUAUCAUUGUUAAAAGUUCUUCUCAGCAGCAUCUCCCAAUUUUUCCAUUUAUCAUCAAGUGAAAACAUAACUGAUAUUCUAGUUCAGAGGUAUUAUUGCAAGGCUGAGGAUCUAUUGGAGAUUUUAAAGCCGAUUCUUGAGGCCAUUGUCGAUGUUGAAGCAGCUUCCAGUGAGAUGCUUCAGAAAGCAUUUGCUGGACUAGCUCAAUCUGUUGAUGAACUGAGGGAGCUGUGUGAAACCUGGCAACCGUUGGGCAGUAACGUAUAUUUUGUCCUGCAAGUUGAACCUCUUAUAGUAAAAACUCGAACAUGUAGUCUUGAAUUUCUGGAGCUACUCAAAACCUCUCAUGAAUGCCUUCUUGCUGAUACAACUUUGACAUCUCUUGAGCACUGUAUACUUAAAAUUAAGUAUGUGGAUUAUGAACUGAUAUCCAUGACUAUCACAAAGUCUAUUAAGGCUCAAAUGGAAGGCUUGGGAGCAAACUCAGACAGCUUUGCAAAACUUGCGGAUUGCCUAAGAUUGAAGUCGAACCAAGAGCUUUUGAUUGAGCUUGUGGCCCUUGAAAAAUUGAAGGAGAACGCUGAACAAGCUGAAAAGACUGAGGAAGUUGAAUAUAUUGAGCAAAUUAUAGCUCUUGUUUCCCAUAUGCAUGACUGCUUCAUCACAAUGAAACAGUCUCAGACCUGCAGGCCUGUGACGAUACCUCCUGAUUUUUGUUGCCCCCUCUCACUCGAGUUGAUGACCGACCCUGUAAUUGUUGCUUCUGGACAAACUUAUGAGCGAGCUUUUAUAAGGAAAUGGAUUGAUCUCGGUCUUACUGUGUGUCCUAAGACAAGGCAAAUGCUGGGGCACGCAACUCUCAUUCCUAAUUACACCGUUAAGGCACUUAUUGCAAAUUGGUGCGAGUCAAACAAUGUAAAGCUUCCUGAUCCAACAAAAUCUCUGAGCUUGAAUCAGGCAUCUUCACUUCUAGCACAUGCGUCUUCUGGCAUGCCCAGGGAUACACAGGGUAUUCCCCUUCUGAGGGGCAAUCACUCUUCAUCACCUGAUUCUUCUCGCUCUUUAAGCUCUCCGAGGAAGAGUUGUUCAUCAAGUAUGACCCAAAGAGAAGGAACAUCUCCAUCCCAUCCCCAUUCCUCUUUGGAUGAUUCUUUACCUGGAGUUGCUAGUAAUAUGCUUGCUCUGGAUGUUGUAAGGAUAUCUAUUAAGACUUCUGAAGAACGGAUGGCCCACUCUGGAGAGAUAAACUCACAUGGUCAUUGUAUGUUAGCAGCCAAUGAACACUCCCUUGUAGGUCAUAAUCGAACCACCUCAGCACCCAGCACACUAUCUAAUUCAAACUUUUCACCGACAAUUCCUGGUGAUGGAAAUGAAGUGUUCUCAAUGUCAGCAGCAGCUGCGACUGAUGCGUGUGAUGUAUCAGAAUCCCAACCUGCUGCUCCAUUGUCUGUUCUACAAGGGGAGCCGGAAUUCCCAUCCAUGCUGGAGACAAGAGUUCGAAAUCAAUCCAUCUGGCUAAGACCUUCUGAGAGAUUUCCUAGAAUAGUUUCUUCUGCUACGGUUGAAAGAAGGGCUGAUCUUUUGGAACUUGAGGAGCAAGUUAGGAAGCUGGUUCAGGAUUUGAGUAGCAAUUCCAUUGAUGUGCAAAGAGAUGCCACAGCUGAACUCCGGUUACUUGCCAAGCACAAUAUGGAUAAUCGUGUUGUAAUGGCAAAUUGUGGUUCCAUCAACUUGUUGGUCAACUUACUUCAUUCAGAAGAUCUGAAUGUACAGGAAAAUGCUGUUACCACACUUCUCAACUUAUCAAUUAAUGACAACAACAAGUGUUUGAUUGCAAAUGCUGAUGCAAUUGAACCUCUGAUUCAUGUCCUACACACAGGGAGUGGUGAGGCUAAAGAAAACUCGGCUGCUACACUUUUUAGCCUUUCUGUUAUUGAGGAUAACAAGAUGAAGAUUGGGAGGUCUGGUGCUAUCAAGCCUCUUGUGGAUUUAUUGGGAAAUGGAAGUCCUAGGGGCAAGAAAGACGCAGCGACAGCUUUGUUUAACUUGUCAAUACUUCAUGAAAACAAGGGUCGCAUUGUGCAGGCUGGUGCUGUUAAGUUCCUUGUAGAGUUGAUGGACCCUGCUGCUGGGAUGGUUGACAAGGCUGUUGCUGUUUUAUCAAAUCUUGCAACCAUUCAUGAGGGAAGAGCAGCAAUUGGUCAGGAAGGAGGGAUUCCUCUUCUGGUUGAGGUUGUUGAGCUCGGUUCUGCAAGAGGUAGGGAGAACGCGGCAGCAGCUUUGUUGCAAUUAUGCACUAACAGUAGCAGGUUCUGCAACAUGGUUCUCCAGGAAGGAGCUGUACCUCCGUUAGUAGCAUUGUCACAGUCUGGCACCGCAAGAGCCAGAGAAAAGGCUCAGGGACUUCUUAGCUACUUCAGAAACCAACGGCAUGGUAAUGCAGGGAGGGGCUGAUUUAUACACUGAACAGUCAACACAUACUUUUCUCAAGGUAGCUGACUAUAUGCUGCUUGUAAAUUUGAUAUUGAGAGUUAUUCAUGUAGAGGAUUUCAGCUUACUGGAUACAUUCUAGUAGUUGUGAUAGAAAGAAGAAUUAUUUAUGGAGGCUCUCUCUUAUGAGCCCAUCCGCCCAUAACAUUGUAUGUGAAUGUAGAAAAGCCUAUUAUACGCGAAACGAGUGUCUGAUUGCAUCAGUUAUAAACUUGGUAUAUGAUUGGAUGAGCUACUUUAUUCAGAAUCAUAAGAUUAUUGUUUUUUUAAAUGAAGAAAGUAUUUUUCUG